Molecule: messenger RNA, 4674 nt
Organism: Penicillium maclennaniae
Lineage: Eukaryota; Fungi; Ascomycota; Eurotiomycetes; Eurotiales; Aspergillaceae
Exons: 1
Coding region: 1-4674 (1557 amino acids)
Source: RefSeq, a predicted model, not a curated record
AUGAACGACAUCCGGGAUGAGAUUCUCAACGCCCUGACUGGAUCUAUGGCCACCCAGAGCAUGAUCAGCAAAGAGUCUUUCGAUUCCGGCAUUGGUCGUGAUGACAUUCUCAGUGCAGUCACCGAUGGCCUCGAAGCGCACUUCACCACCGCAAAGGACAUGGAGGAGCCUCGCAUUUCCACAUCUGAUGUUGUGAAUGCUAUCAACGAUGCAUUUAAUGCUCAGCAGUCUGCUCUCAGCACUAGCCUCGCACCCCCCACCAUCUCUCGCGAGGACAUUUUGGCUGCCAUUGCCGAUGGUAUCGAGAUCGCCAGUAAGCCUCAAGAACCCUCAGCGCUAUCUCGCGAGGAGAUCACAAGUGCCAUUGCCGACGCUAUGGAGAUCGCUCACAAGCCCGAAGUAUCGUCCUCACUCUCUCGCGAUGACAUCCUCAGCGCUGUUUCUGAAGCGUUGGAGAACUCACGGGAAGUUGAGCAGUCGGCCUUGACUACCAAUGUCCAGCAGCCCUCUAUCACCAGAGAGGAGCUGUUUAACGCAGUCGUUGAUGGCAUCGAAAGCGCUAACACUAUGACCCGUGAAAUUGAAUUAAACAAGGAUGAUCUCAUGGAAGCCAUCAGUGCCGGUCUCCAAGAGGCGACGGCUGCUACGAAUGUCAAUAUUGGCGAUGAGGUGCUGAGCCGCCUCCAGGAGGUUGUUGAUGAUAUGAAAGAGGAGUUCAAACAGUACUCCGCUGCGAACGGCAAAGACACCGAGCAGGUCCUGGACGCGGUCAAGGAUGGUCUUGAUGUUGUGCGAAAGGAGAUCGAGACUUAUGUGAGCGCAGCUCAUGAUGGAACCGACAAGCUUGAGAUCAUCGAUACCGUUAAAGAAGGUUUCCGUCUACUUCAAGCCGACAUGGAGAAGACCAUCAAUGACGCUUCUCUGUCUAAUGUUGCACGAGGCACACCCGAUACUCCAGAACUUCUGGAAGCUAUGGAGAAAGAAUUCGAGCAUCUCCGUGGCACUAUCAGCACUCUUCUUGUUCGUGAUAACGCCAGCAGUGACAAGGAUGAGAUUCUCGACGCUAUCCGGGAGAUGGGCGAACACUCAACUGCUAAGGGUGUCGAUGAAGAGGUUCUGAACACCUUUAAGCAGGAGUUCCAAAAUAUGCGUGAGCGCAUGGAAAUGACCGUUGUUCGUUCCGAGCCUUCUUCCGAAAAGGAAGAUAUACUCGCUGCCCUCCGCGAACACUUCGACAACCUCCGUGAGGAGACUCGCGCCAAGGAUGGCACCGAAAGUAUGCUGUCCACCACUAGCGAAUUGCUUGAUGCCUUUAAUGAUGGCGUUGAUUCCAUCCGUGAGGAUAUCAAGAAGGUUGCGGAGAAGCCAACCGAAUUUGACAGCUCGGAAAUCCUCGACACCCUCAAAGAUGGCCUAGCCGUUUUGAGAGUUGAUAUCGAGGGCCUCCGUGAAGCGCAGAAGAGCAAGGAAAUGGACGAGGAGGAGACGGCCCGCGGCGGCGAGCUCACGCUUGCUAGAGACGCCGAGAUUGGAAGUGGCAUUGAGAGCCUCAAGACACUCAUCACCGACCUUCAGGACAAAGUUGAGGCCAUCGACUCUACUCCUCGUGCCGCCGAGCCCGCCGAAGAUGCUUUGAACAAGGGUCAUAUGGAUGAAGUUCUUGUUGCCAUCCAGGAAGUUCAAGUCGCCAUUGGUGAGAUUGCUGCCAGUAAUGACCUCCACGAAAACGCCGCUCGGAAAGAAGACACCGACGCGAUUCAGGAACUUCUCAUGGGCACCAAGACUCAUCUCGAGGGUUUGGAGUUCCCUGCUUCUGACACUCUCGCUACAUCUGAGCACAUUGGCAACCUUGAGACCAUGAUCAAAGAUGCGAAAGAUACUAUCUCUGACCUUUCAUCUCGUAUGGAAGCCGAAGCCCCUACUAAGGCCGAAGUCGGUGCCCUUGAAUGUCUUAUCAAGGACGUCUGGAUGGCCUUGGAAGAGCUGAAGGGAAAGACCAAGGAAGGCGAAGAAGAAGCCGAGGACUCCGACAAGCUCAUGAAGUCUGAUCUUCAGACCGUGGAGGCCAUGAUCUUUGAAGUCAAGACUCAGGUUGACGAGUUGAAGCUUCCUGACGUGGAGACACUCCCAACCAAGGACGAGAUUCAGGAGCUCUCCACCCUCGUCACCGACUUCCGGGAGAAGAUGGAGGCGAACAACGAUAUGACUGCUCAAGGCUUCGAGGCUCGCAAGAUUGAGCAUGCUGGUCUCCACGAAAAAAUUGAAGAAGCCAAGUUCGUCGUUGGAGAGCUUGGUGAUGAGCUCAAGAGCAGGCUUGAUGGCAGCAGUGAGGGCCUCACCGAGCUCAAGCAGCUUCUCGAGGGUCUGGCCCUCACUGCCGAGAACUUUUCCACCGUCGAGAGUGUCAAGGAGCUGACCGAACUCAUCAAUCGUGAAUUUGAGCGUGCUCGUGGCGAGGAAGAUGCCACGAAGUUGGGAAAAGAGGAACGCGAUGCUGCUACUAUGGUCAAGCACGAUGAGACCCGGGCUGCCAUUAUCGUGGAACUCGGAGCGAAGAUUGAUGAGAAGCUCGGAGAAGUCAUCGCCAAGUACGACGAAGCUCAUACUUCUCUUCACUCCAAGUUCUCGGAGACCGAGGAUCGUGAUAUGGCACACUCCGAGGCUGUGACCAACAUCAAGGCACUCGCUGAAGAGAUCAAGCUCGUCAUUGGUGAAGUUGGCAGCACUGUCAACGAGAGUUGUGAGCGGAUGGCUGUGGACACCAAGACCCUCUUGGAGAAGGUUGAUGAGUCCUACAACCGCAUGGAGGAGAUGCAAAACGAUGUCAGAUCUCAGCAGGAGCAAUCUAAGGAGGGCAGCGAGAGAGCUGUAGCUGCUACAGAGCGUGUAGAGAGCAAGCUUCUUGAGUUCAACCCUCAAAUUCUGGAGACUGUUCAGCAGAUCUUGGAUGUUGUCAGCCAGCACUACGACCACUCUCAGAAGUCCACCGAAGACUUCAAGUCGGAGUUGUCUGCACUCCCGAAUAACAUUCCGAGCUUGCUUCCUGCUCUGAUGCCUCCCCCGGAAUCCGAUCGAGAUCUUGAGGACAGCCCUGUGCACACAAAACUAAACGAUCUCUUGGAGCAUGCCUCCAAAAAUAGCCAGGUGCAUGAAGUUCUAAACACCUUGCUUGAACACUCCAAGAACGAUCAGCUCCAUGAGAAGCUUGACCGAGCUUUAGACCAAGGCUCUGGGAAUGAUCAGAUCUAUGAGAAGCUUGACAAGCUUCUUGAGCAUGCUACCACCGGUGAUGGCUCUGUUCACGAAAAGCUUGAUUCCUUGCUCAGUCGGCCCGUCACUGCUGUCGAUCCUGAGCAAUCUGUUACUCAGAUGAUGAAGCUGGACGAGAUGCACCGGGACAUCAUGGAGAAUACUCGUAAGAUGAACGAGAUUUUCGCCGCCCAAUCUGUCCUCGUCGCUGAGGAUACAGAACGGAAACGCCGGGAGGCCGAGGAGGCUGCUAUUGCCCUUGAGCGUAGGAUCGGGCAGCGCGAGCAGAUUGAAGCUGAGCUUGUGGGCCUGCACGAGGAGAAAGAAUCCUUGCUGAAGAUGCUCCAAGCUCUUAAGGCUGAGAAGGAUGAUAUGACCAAGCAAACCCAGAAACUGAGCAAGGACCUUUCAGGUCUUGAGACUGCUCUUGAGAUCCGCCACGAAGAGAUGCAGCAAAUGGAGGACCGCGCCGAUGGUCUCGAAAAGCGCAUCUUGGAGGGUGUCCUUGACCAUGCUCGCACUGUGCUCCUCAGUCGGUCCGGCAGCUUGUCGUCUAUGAACCUCAAGAGGAACCGUAGUGUGCGUUCUUCUCGGGCUGGUGCUCGCAGCCCCAGUGCUAUGAGUAAUACGACCGCAAACACCGCCAAGGACGCCAAGGAUCCCCGGAGCAUUAUCGGUAACGGGGUCGGCAUGGCGCUCAAACGCCGUGUGCCUAACAAUUUGCAGGCGGGCACUACUGCUGUUCAGCCCAACAUUGGCAAGGAGCGCCGCAUUCUCAGCCUCAGCCAUGUAACGGGUAACCGAGGCGCCAGUGGUGGACUCACCAACCUGAAACGCAGCAACUCGGUCAAGUCGGACUUCUCACUCCGCAAAUCCUCUUGGGCUGGUCACAGCUCUAUUUCCAACAAGGAGAAUGAGAUAUUCCGCGAGGAGGACGAGCAUGACAGCGACCCCGAGAGCGACGCCGGCACAGAGAGGAGAACCAGCUAUGCCCCGUCAGACAGGGAGUCAAGCUAUGCCGAUACAGAGCGCAGGUCUAGCUACGCUGAGACUAUUACCGACAGUGUCGUGACCGGGCCUACUGAGAGCGUUGUGUCGGAGGACCGUCGUACAAGUGGUAUGAGCACUGCCACUGGACACGAAAGCUCCAUUGCUGGUGAUAGCCACAUGGACGAGAGCUAUGUUGGGUCAGAGUCAGAUGCAGAUGAUGCCCAAACAGCGCGUGAGAGUUACUACGAGCGCGACGAGGAAGAUGAUGACCCUAACAACGAGUACCGAAAAUCAAUUGUGAAGAAUGAAGACGAGGUGCACGAGGGCAUCGAUGAAGAAAUUGAAGCGACCCCCUCUGCUAUGGAAGCUGAAGCUCGGAAGCUUCUUGAGACACCUGCUGACAGCGGGCUGGGCUCGGAGAUGGCAGUCCAGUAG